AUGGAUCCAGCAACCGAAAAACACUACGUUUCAGCAGACAACGCCAGGACAUUCGUCCAGUCCGUCUUAACAGGUAACGGCGUCUCCCCAGAAAAUGCCACCAUCAUCGCCGACUGCCUGGUCCGCGCCGACCUACGCGGAGUGGACACCCACGGCAUCAAUCGCAUCCCAUCCUACAUGGAACGCAUCCGUCAAGGAGUGCUAGACGCCAAAGCCAACCCCGUGCUGAACCAAAUCACGCCGGUCGUGGCGCAGGUAGACGGAAAGAACGGGUUCGGGUUCGUCGCCGCGCAUCUCGGGAUGAAGCGGGCGAUUGAGAUGGCGCGCGAGUUUGGAAUCGGGUUCGUCUCCGUCAAGCAUUCGAAUCAUUUCGGGAUGUCCGCGUGGGUGGUGCAGCAGGCGCUUGACGCGGGGAUGAUGAGUCUGGUUUUCACGAACUCGUCGCCGGCGUUGCCUGUUUGGGGUGGGAGGGAGAAGUUGAUGGGAGUGUCUCCGUUGGCGUGCGGUGCGCCGGCGGGUAAGGAGAAGCCGUUUAUUCUGGAUAUGGCGCCCUCGAUUGCGGCGCGAGGCAAGAUCUACAAGGCUGCGAGGCGGGGGGAGAAGAUUCCCAGCGAUUGGGCUUUGGAUGGUGAGGGACGGCCUACGGAUGACCCGCACAAGGCGCUUGAAGGUGUGAUGUUGCCUAUGGGAGGGCCGAAGGGAUCGGCGCUCGCGGUCAUGAUGGAUGUAUUCUCUGGAGUCCUGUCUGGCUCGGCAUUUGCGGGUCAUGUCACUAAUCCCUAUGAUCCUUCGAAACCGGCUGAUGUAGGGCAUUUUCUCGUCGCUAUCAAGCCGGAUCUCUUCAUGAGCCUGGAGGAGUUCAAGGAGCGGAUGGAUUAUCUUUAUCAGAGGGUGGUGGGCUCCGAGAAAAUGGCUGGAGUAGAUCACAUCUACUUUCCUGGGGAAAUUGAACAGAUCACGCACGAGGAGAGAUUGAAGACGGGCAUUCCGUAUGUCCAAGCAGAAAUAGAUGCAUUGAACAGGGAGGCAGAGAAAGUUGGCGCAGAAAGGAUUGUUAUCGAUCGGAAAUGA
Aspergillus fischeri NRRL 181 is the source of this 1071-nucleotide messenger RNA. RefSeq names its product Ldh family oxidoreductase. The transcript has a single exon. Gene Ontology annotation, molecular function: oxidoreductase activity. NCBI's taxonomy places the organism in Eukaryota, Fungi, Ascomycota, Eurotiomycetes, Eurotiales, Aspergillaceae. The coding region runs from base 1 to 1071 and encodes 356 amino acids. The record is from RefSeq and is a predicted model, not a curated record.